Molecule: messenger RNA, 2373 nt
Organism: Dermatophagoides pteronyssinus (European house dust mite)
Lineage: Eukaryota; Metazoa; Arthropoda; Arachnida; Sarcoptiformes; Pyroglyphidae
Source: RefSeq, a predicted model, not a curated record
AUGAGCGAAAAAAAGAAUAUUUUUUCUUCCUCUAUUUAUGAAUCUGCAUAUAAAGAAUUGAAAGAAAUCGAAGAAAUUGAACGAACUGGAUUUUUGCAAUCAAAAGGUGCCAAAUGUCCAAACUGCUCCUGGAUCGGCCGUACUAGAAAAGCUCUUGCAUAUCAUGUGCAAACCAAGCACAAAACUGAUUACAACGCAUUAAAAGGUGGAUCACAAUUGCCUGUUGAUUCCCCGAUACAAAUUAUGGAUCACCAAAACAAUCAUGACAUCGUUAAUUUUGAAUUUUCUUCUGAUAUGGUAAACUUUUCAACAGAUGUUUCAUCUACUUUUAUCGACAAAAUCAUGGGCUUUGGGCCAGAAUUAUCAUCUAAAGCACUUUCUAUGUUCGACAAAAUUGUUGAACUACGCUACACGGAAAACGUUCCUGAAUCAACAUUUUCCCGAAUCAUUUCCACCAUUUUGGACAAUUUUUCCUUACAAUUUUGUGAUAAGAAAGACGAGAAUACUGGCAAAAUAAUGACACUAAUUCAACAUUUUGCCUCGGAUGUUUACCUACAAAAAAUGUAUGUAAAAUAUUCAUGCAAAGUUAUCGAACCAAUUCCGACAAAAAUUUCUGCCACAUUUAUUAUCCAACGAAUUUCUUUAAAAGAAAUCGUUUCAUUUGUUCUAAGCGAUAAAUCUUUACUUACAGAAAUAUGUAAAGAACAAAAUCAAAAAUACUAUCGUCAUUCAUAUAACAGCGAAUUGAGUUGUAGUUAUGAACGAUGGAAGAGAAUUAAUGGGAAAUUAAGAAUAGUUCUUUAUUCUGACGAAUUCGGAAUUGCCAAUCCGAUCGGGCAUUCAGCAUCAAAACAUAAUUAUCUAGUGGUUUACUGCACAUUUGAAAAUAUACCGUUGAAAAAUCGUCUGAAACGUGAUGAUAUAUUUUUGUUAUUAAUUGCAAAUCAUAAGGACGUAAAUCCAGAGUUAUUAGAUAAAAUACUCAGUGAUUUAGCCGAAGAACUAUCUGACUUAAUUGAAAAUGGUUUUCAAAAAAAUUUUGAUGAUGGAAAGACUUUGAAUGUUCCCUGCACAUUAUCGGCAUUGGUCGGGGAUUCGAAAACCACAUACCAGUUUACUGGUUAUAGUGGCAGUUUUGGAUUGUCGUACCGGUGUCGAAUGUGUGGUGCCGAUAAUGCAACCAUACAACUUGGACAAAUGAAUCGAAAAAUGUUUGGUAGUGAAAGCGAUUUAAAAGAAUACUGGAAAUUAGUCGAAAACGCCAGUGGCAUUGAUUUACCAUAUUGUGGGGAACGAGAUUGGUUCGGAUUGACAAGAACAUUCAAAUUCGGAUCACAAGCAAAUCAAAUUAAUCCAUGGAACUGUGUUCCUGUAGAUAUCUGUCACGAUUUGUUGGAAGGGACAUCUUUUGAUCGAAUUUUGACAUUAUUUCUCAAUGAACUGAAUAACCAAUUCGUCAGGAACAAAGAAAAAAUAAUAAAAACAAUUACGGGUUAUCAAUUCAAUGAUACACCGUUUAUCAUUAAUUCGGUGUCUGGUGGCUUUUCAUUCACAGGGGACAUGAUUCAGGUGGCCGAAUUCAUCGUCCGAAUUGAAGAAAUUAUUCUGUUUAAGUUUCCAAGAGUCAUAAAUGUAGAUGCUGAAACCAUUUUCAAUUCUAAUGCAUUUAAACUUUAUUCUCAUUUUAAAAAGAUUUGCAUCAUAUCAUUUCAAUUAUCAAUAAGUUUAGAAGAUAUUCAAUGCUUGAAAAAAAGCAUUGAUGCUCUUUUUCAACUAAUCUAUCGAAUCUCACCAUCAACGAAAAUUACACCAAAAAUGCAUCACAUAACACACUACCCAGCUCUAAUAGAAUAUUUUGGUCCAUUGAUCAAAUAUUCCACUCUACCCUUUGAGCGUAAGCACCAAUUUUUCAAAAAAUGGUCACGCAUAAUAUCGAAUCAUAAAAAUCCAUCAUCAUCAUUGGCCAUACGUCACCAAUAUCAUCAGGCCAUUAUUAAUAAAAAAAUGUGCCAUUUAUCGAAUCAUACUAAUAGUUCAGGUGUAAAGGCCAAAAUUAUGGAUUUUAUUUCAUCAGGAGCAAUCAAAAUUAAAAAAAAUAUAUAUCAAACUAACAAAAAAAUCAUAAAACAAAUAAACGAAAAUACUGUCCCUUCUGCCCUUUUGUGGAUGGAAGCCACCACAUUCUGGAAAGUGAAUGAGAAUGUGGUGGUUCAAGGUUCCAUCUACGAAAGGACAGAAGGGACAGUAUUUUCGUUUCAGGUUUUAAAAAAAAAAUUUCAUUGCAAAUUUGUCUAUUUAAAUAAUUUGUCACCUAUACAAGAUUUUUAUACAAUCCAUGAAGAUAAAAUACUUUUGAUUGAAUCUAUAAUUUAA